Yamadazyma tenuis ATCC 10573 is the source of this 2247-nucleotide messenger RNA. The record is from RefSeq and is a predicted model, not a curated record. NCBI's taxonomy places the organism in Eukaryota, Fungi, Ascomycota, Pichiomycetes, Serinales, Debaryomycetaceae.
AUGGAACAUGAAAGUCGUGGUUUGAGAGACCCAACUACAGGACAAUGGCUCAAUCAAGAGCAAGUAGCGGAGGUCAAGCGAUUCGAUGAAUUUGUGACAAUUGAUUGGGUUGAGGAUGAGCUUCUAAAUCACAGGGACUCGUUAUUAAAAAAUAGAAAUGCUCGGGUGCUAACGUCACUAGGAAUGAGGCUUCUUUCGUUUGCACAGAAUUGGCUUGUACUAGGGGCUAUGGGAAUGAUGAUUGGGCUUGUCGCCGCAUACUUAAGUGUUGUGACUGCUUGGUUAGCUAGUGCUAGGACUGGUUACUGCUCGAGUGGACUUUACCUCAAUAAAUCAUUUUGUUGCUGGGGACAAGAUGAGCAUAACUGCAGUUCUUGGAAUAAAUGGUCGAGGUUUGAGUUCAUUAAUUAUCUUAUAUUCAUAUUAUUAUCAUUGGUAUUUUCCCUCACAGCGGCUGUAUUGGUAAAAUUCUAUUCUCCGGCUGCUGCUGGAUCAGGAAUUUCUGAAAUCAAAAGUAUUGUGUCCGGGUUUGCAAUGAAAGGGUUCCUCGGCUGGUGGACUCUUCUAAUAAAGAGUCUAGGAUUACCACUAGCAAUUGCUUCUGGUCUUAGCGUGGGUAAAGAGGGACCAAGUGUCCAUUACGCGGUGUGCAUUGGUAACUCGGUGGCUAAAACUUUUACCAAAUAUAAGAAGAGUGCCAGUAAGUCCAGAGAAUUUUUGACCGCUACUGCUGCUGCUGGUGUUGCGGUUGCAUUUGGCUCACCAAUGGGUGGUGUGCUUUUUGCAAUGGAAGAGAUAUCGAGUGUUUUCCAUUUAUCAACAAUAAUGAAGUCCUACUUCUGUGCUCUUAUAGCAGUGGGCACUUUGGCAAUCAUGAAUCCUUUUAGAACUGGCCAAUUGGUUAUAUUCGAAGUACUGUAUGAUACUAGUUGGCAUUAUUUUGAAAUCCCAGUGUACAUUGUAUUGGGGCUUUUUGGUGGUUUUUAUGGUAUAUUCGUAUCAAGUCUCAACAUUCGAGUAACUUCUUUCAGAAAGAGGUACUUGAAUAAUUUUGCGAUUAGAGAGGUUUUUUUGUUAGCAUUAUUGACAGCUAUUAUCUGCUACUUUAAUGAAUUUCUUCGACUUGAUAUGACGGAGUCAAUGGAGAUUCUUUUCCACGAAUGCAAUUCAAAGUUCGAACAUCUGAUUUGUUCGCCAGACUCUAAAAGAACAAAUUUAGUGGUAUCUCUAUUGUUUGCAACCCUAAUGAGAAUGGUAUUCACUAUAAUUUCAUACGGUUGCAAGGUUCCUGCAGGAAUAUUUGUUCCUUCUAUGGCUGCUGGUGCUACGUUUGGAAGGGCUCUAGGGAUUAUUGUUGACUAUCUCUACCAGAACAAUAAAAAAUCAAACCUUUUUGCUACUUGUGGUGAUUCUAAAUGUGUCAUUCCUGGAAGUUAUGCCUUUUUAGGAGCUGCUGCUGCUUUGUGUGGAAUAACGCACCUAACAGUGGCUGUGGUUGUCAUUAUGUUUGAAUUAACGGGAGCUUUGAGAUAUAUUAUUCCUACUAUGAUAGUUGUUUCAAUCACCAAAUUGAUAAAUGAUAAAUGGGGUAAAGGAGGUAUUGCAGAUCAGAUGAUCAGAUUCAAUGGAUUACCAAUAAUCGACCCGAAGGAAGAAUUUGUCUUCAACACAAGUGUGGCCAGUGCUUUUUCUCCGGUUACUGUUACUAUUCCUAUUAAAAGUGAUACCCCUAUGACCUUGGGGAUAUUCAAAACGAUUCUUACUAAAAACUCAUUCAGGGGUCUUCCGUUGGUGGAGUCUGAGUUCAAUCCUAAAAUUGUUGGCUAUGUUUCAACUCUGGAUAUCAAGUAUGUUAUGGAGAACUAUCCAAAUGCAGAUGAUAAAACCAUCUGCAAUUUCAAUCUGGGCACUAAGAAUGACUCUCUAGUCGACUUUUCUUCUGUUAUCAAUCCAUGUCCCUUGACUAUUAGUGUUUCCACCAGUUUGGAGUAUGUGCUUGAUGUAUUUGCUAAGUUGGGGCCUAGAUACAUGCUAGUGGAAGAUAAUGGACUUUUAGCUGGAAUUAUUACCAGAAAAGACGUCUUAAGGUAUGAAUUCACUUCUCGUGCGGCUAAUUCCAACGAUACCAAUCAAAAGAAAAGAGAAGAGUUUGAAGCUAAAGUAUGGGGAAUCAUGAUGCUCCUUGGAUCCAAUUUGAAAAAAAAUAUUGGAAAGUUUUUCUACAAUGAUGCAAAUAGAUUUCUCUAA